CCCUCCCUGAGCCACAUGAUUGUAACGCAUGCUGACAAUUUCAAGCCAUUUUCCAGCUCGGAUUCUCACAGAAAGACCAGACCAGACCAGAUCGGACCACAGGAGCAACAUCAAGCCUCAUAUCCAGCCGCUAACUUCACUUCUGCUUCAGGUCCCUCAGCUGUGGAAGGAUCAGCAGACAUGGACAGGAACAACGUCGUGCGGGUCUUCUUUCCUCUUCUCCUCGUCUUCCUGGGUGUGGCAAAGACUUCAGACCCUUUAUCGACUUUGGAAAACAUUGCAGGGAAGCUGGUUUUCUAUCAGAUGGAGGGAAAUGCCACUUAUGUGAGAGACACAGGAGAGCUGGCGUCAGACGUUCCCACAGAGACCAUGUUUGAACUCUUUGACCCGCAGCAGAAUUUCAGCUCCACCAAAUUCACCUACACGUGGGAUUUAGGCAACGGAGAGGUGAUCCAAGGGACGGAGCCCGUUGUCCGCUUUCUUUACUCAGUGUCAGGGAAUUACACGCUGCAGCUCAAAGUGGGAGUGGACGUGAACAAGUCCGCUCCUGCAGUCACUGAGGUCUACUCCACUGACGUCAAAGUGCUCGAUGCCAUCAAACACAUCGAGAUGAAAGGACCUCCAGAUUACAAAGUGUCUCAGGAUUCAAGUUUGUCUUUUCACGUCGACGGAAGUCCUCCCAUAUGGGUGUGCUGGCGUUUCCUGCCUUACUGUGUGCCAGACGCCUCCAUCGGCUGCACGCUGACUGUGCUGUAUGAAAACACGCUGAGUCUCAAUCACACGUUCACCUCAGCCGGCGUUCACUGCGUCGACAUCAGCGUCCGCAACGACGUCAGCAAACUGCAGACGUCCUUCAGCCUCUACAUCAAGAGAAGUGAUUACAGUCAUCUGUUCUUCAUCCUGACGUGUGCCGCCGUCCUCCUCGCAACCUUCUCCUUCAUCACAGUCGUCGCCUGUCGUCGCAGCAAAUCACAGAUUGCUGCUUCCACUAAUGCCGUGUUCCUGAAGAACGGACACUCAGAAGGUCAAGGCAGGAUCAUCUUUAACUUCUCCAACAUAGAGAGAGGAGAGCGGGCGCCGCUCAUGUCACAGUACGGAAGACAGCAUUUGUCUUAACCAUCACGCCGCUCUUCUGUAUAAACUCUAUUUGUAUUUGAAAAUGCAGUCACAACAACGUCCAUCGAAUCACAAAUCACCGUAUUUUAAACAUUUAUGUAACAAAACUGUUAAAAACCAACACAGCACACGUCAGUUUAUAAUCGUUUAAAUUGUAUUAUCUUAAA
Solea solea (common sole) is the source of this 1283-nucleotide messenger RNA. RefSeq names its product transmembrane protein 130 (gene tmem130). The transcript is spliced from 8 exons. Lineage: Eukaryota; Metazoa; Chordata; Actinopteri; Pleuronectiformes; Soleidae. The record is from RefSeq and is a predicted model, not a curated record. Bases 16 to 1116 code for a protein of 366 amino acids.